GUAAACACAUAAUAUAAGCGGUUACUUAUUUAACUGAAAUAGGAAAGUUCUUGUAUCGGUGUGUAUAGUGUUGAAUAGUUCCGUCGAUAUGGGCGAUGUAAGAAAAAUAAAGAUCGGAAUUAUCGGAGGUUCGGGCUUCGAUGAUCCGACGCUUUUCGAGAAUCAAAUCGAAAAGGAGGUGGUCACGCCGUUUGGCAGACCCUCGGACGUACUGAUAGAGGGUCAAAUCAAACGGGUCCAAUGCGUUCUGCUGGCACGACACGGCAGAAAACAUCAACUUCAACCUAGCGAUGUGAACUAUCGAGCUAAUAUUUGGGCACUGAAGCAAGUCGGCUGCACUCACAUCCUCGCCACGACCGCCACCGGGUCUCUAGUUGAAGAAUACAGGCCUGGAGAUCUGGUCAUAUUGGACGAUUUCAUUGAUAGGACUUGGGGUCGGAAGUGCACGUUUUACGACAACACGGAGGGGAGUCCGCGCGGCGUGUGCCACCUGCCCAUGCGGCCGGCGUAUUGUGAGAGGGCGCGCGCCGCACUGUACAGCGCGGCCAAGUCCAGAGGGUACUCGUGCCAUGAAACCGGAACUGCGGUUGUCAUACAGGGACCCAGAUUCUCAAGUCGCGCCGAAAGCUUGGUCCAUAGACAAUGGGGUGGCCAUCUUGUAAACAUGACAACUGUCCCUGAGGUUGUGUUAGCUAAAGAAGCCGGCUUGAGUUACGCUGCCGUGGCACUAGUCACAGAUUACGAUUGUUGGAGGGAAAAUGAAAAAUCCGUCUCGGUGAGCGAAGUUCUGGCAACAUUCUCGAAGAACGUUAAGAAGGCUGCGGAUGUUAUCGUAGACGCAGUUCAGAUAUUAGGAGCUGAUACCGACCUCCAAUACCUGGACGAUCACCAGGAACUCGUCAAAUCGGCCAUAAUGCUCAAGGACUGACGGACCGCCCGCACCAUAUUUCUAUACGUAUACA
Messenger RNA from Bombyx mandarina (wild silkworm), 962 nucleotides. It is a transcript of the gene Mtap, whose product is annotated as methylthioadenosine phosphorylase. Gene Ontology annotation, biological process: nucleoside metabolic process. Gene Ontology annotation, molecular function: S-methyl-5-thioadenosine phosphorylase activity. NCBI's taxonomy places the organism in Eukaryota, Metazoa, Arthropoda, Insecta, Lepidoptera, Bombycidae. The record is from RefSeq and is a predicted model, not a curated record. Gene Ontology annotation, cellular component: cytosol.